AUGGAGGGCGCCAUGGAGGGCGCCAUGGAGGGCGCCUGGGAGACGCUGCCCACGGCGCUGCACCCGCGGGUCCUGGCGGCGCUGAGGGCCCUGCGCUUCACCCGCAUGACCCCCGUGCAGUCGGCCACCAUCCCCCUGUUUAUGAACAACAAAGACGUCGCUGCAGAAGCGGUCACAGGCAGUGGCAAAACCCUGGCUUUCGUCAUUCCCAUCCUGCAGAUUCUUUUGAGACGGGAAGAGAAGUUAAGAAAAAAACAGGUCGGAGCCAUAAUCAUCACACCCACCAGAGAGCUUGCUAUCCAGAUCGAUGAGGUGUUGCUGCAUUUUUCCAAAUACUUUCCCCAGUUUAGCCAGAUUCUUUUAAUUGGGGGUAGGAACCCCUCAGAAGAUGUGGAAAAGUUCAAAGAACAAGGUGGGAACAUCAUAGUGGCCACACCAGGGAGAUUGGAGGACAUGUUUAGACGGAAGGCGGAAGGCCUGGAUUUGGCAAGCUGCGUGAAGUCCCUCGAUGUCCUAGUGCUGGAUGAAGCUGACCGACUUCUGGACAUGGGAUUCGAAGCCAGUAUAAACACCAUUCUGGAAUAUCUGCCGAAGCAGAGGAGAACUGGCCUCUUCUCAGCUACUCAGACGCAAGAAGUGGAGAACCUGGUGAGGGCCGGCCUUCGAAACCCCGUCCGGAUCUCGGUGAAGGAGAAGGGGGUGGCGGCGAGCAGCACCCAGAAAACACCUUCUCGCCUUGAGAACUACUAUAUGAUCUGCAAGGCAGAUGAGAAAUUCAAUCAACUGGUGCACUUUCUUCGAAACCGUAAGCAGGAGAAACAUCUCGUGUUCUUUAGCACCUGUGCCUGUGUGGAAUUUUAUGGGAAAGCUCUGGAGUCCUUUGUUAAGAAUGCAAAAAUCAUGUGUAUUCACGGGAAGAUGAAGCACAAACGCAACAAGAUAUUCAUGGAGUUUCGCCAGUUGCCGAGUGGCAUAUUAGUGUGCACCGAUGUGAUGGCCCGGGGGAUAGACAUUCCGGAAGUCAACUGGGUUUUGCAGUAUGAUCCUCCUAGUAAUGCAAGCGCCUUUGUGCAUCGCUGUGGACGCACGGCCCGGAUCGGCCAUGGGGGUAGCGCGCUGGUGUUCUUGCUGCCCAUGGAAGAAUCCUACGUCAAUUUCCUCGCAAUAAACCAAAAGUGCCCACUGCAGGAGAUGAAACCCCAGAAAAACACCGUAGAGCUUCUUCCCAAGCUGAAGUCGAUGGCUCUGGCAGACAGAGCAGUGUUUGAAAAGGGAAUGAAAGCUUUUGUGUCCUGCGUCCAGGCCUAUGCCAAACACGAGUGCAAUCUCAUCUUCCGAUUAAAAGAUCUAGAUUUUGCGAGUCUCGCUCGGGGGUUUGCCCUGCUGAGGAUGCCCAAGAUGCCCGAACUUAGGGGAAAGCAGUUUCCGGACUUCGUGCCCGUCGAGGUCGACACGGACUCUAUUCCGUUUAAGGAUAGAAACAGAGAGAAGCAGAGACAGAAACAGCUGGAGCAACAAAGAAAGGAGAGGAGAGACAAUGAAGGGAAGAAGAAAUUCAUAAAAAAUAAAGCUUGGUCAAAGCAGAAAGCCAAAAAGGAAAAGAAGAAAAAAAUGACGGAAAAGAGGAAGAGAGAAGAGGGUUCCGACAUGGAUGACGAAGAUAUGGAGGAGCUUCUCAAGGAUACGAGACUCUUGAAAAAGUUAAAAAAAGGGAAAAUCAGCGGAGAAGAGUUUGAGAAGGGCUUGCUGGCAAGCGGAAGAAGAAAAGGCAAGGCGGCGGGAGAUCCGGGGGGCCCGGAAUCCGGAGGCGACGGCUGAGUCUUCCGUGUCGGGUUAUCCGUGCCACCGGAGCGGGGGAAGGCCGUGUGGGUAACGCAGGUGAAUCAAAAAGAGGGUGGCGUUUGGGAGGAAAGAAAACCCAGUGGAGGAAGUGACUUUCAGUCAGGAAUCUGGAGAGCGGGCCACCCUCGGGUACCGGGAGAAAAAACCGGAGGAAGGGCAGCCUUCGGGACCAUUGAGGACUUUAAAACCUGCCUGGGUGAUCCACAGAGAGGAUUAAACAGUGCCUAGGGGGAUGCGCGUUCACAGAGUUCUUGCUCACAGAUUUUGGACUUUACCUGCAAGACUUCCAGUGUAAAUAACAGCUCUCAAUAUUCUGAUAAAGGCUUCGUAAAUACAGCA
Messenger RNA from Tachyglossus aculeatus (Australian echidna), 2181 nucleotides. It is a transcript of the gene DDX55, whose product is annotated as DEAD-box helicase 55. Bases 1 to 1818 code for a protein of 605 amino acids. The record is from RefSeq and is a predicted model, not a curated record. Gene Ontology annotation, molecular function: nucleic acid binding; ATP binding. The transcript is spliced from 14 exons. Gene Ontology annotation, cellular component: nucleolus. NCBI's taxonomy places the organism in Eukaryota, Metazoa, Chordata, Mammalia, Monotremata, Tachyglossidae.